AUGAGUAGAUCAAUGGGAUUUAACAUCUGUGUGGUCACCUGCAGCAUCCUGCUCUUGUCUUCCAGUCUGCCAUGCCUUGCAUCUCAGCAACUGGAGGAGACAGAUGUGACAAAGGUGCAGCGUGGCCCCUGGACAGGGAACGGGGUAGAAGAUGAAAGGACAAGCAUGCUGAACUCAAAAAAUAACCUGGGCCCUUCUGAGCAGACUGUUUCUGAAGAGCUGUUUGGAGCAUCAGCAAAGCCAUCUGGGAUACCCUUCAGUGAAGCCUUCACUGCAGAAGGAGAAAUGCUGCCUGUAAGCCCAAGCCACAUCAUCCCAGGCAGCCAGGGUGCCCACACCUCUGCAGUGGCUGCUGUUGAUGAGGAGGAGCUUGGUCACACAAAGUCAGAGCUGGAUGAGGAUGAUGUAUUCAAGGCCAUGCUGACCACAGCUGUGACCACCCUGAACCCUGCUGUCCAGGAGGAGGCUGUUGGUGGCCCUGGUAGUGAGACCACCACAGAGGGUGAUGUUGAAGUAGAGCACAGCUCUGCCGGCCCCUCAGCAAACCCCCUUUCUGGCACAGCUGGGGAGGUGGCAGAGAUCAGCUCGCACCCCUCAGCUGCACCCCAGCCCACAGAGCACCCCAGUUCUCCCAGCUGGGAAACGGCAAGUGACCACCCUGUCAUCCCAACUCCUGAUGCUCAUAGCAUGACCUCUGUUGUGGGAUUGCAGAGAGCCCGCACAGGGAGCCCUCUGGCGUCCUUGGUUGUGCGAGCGUCCAUGACUGCAAAACAUCCCCUCACAGCAACCGAGGUGUCCCUCCCUCUGGAAGCAGGGACGGGUGUCAUGCAAGAAGAGCUGCCUGCCUCUGCUGGCACUGUCACCAUCCACCCUGUGGACACUGUGCCAACUGACUGGGACGACACGAAACUGGGGGACAUAAGUAAAAGUGCAUCUCGUGAGGAGGUGAUAGAGAACCAAGGGUCAACAGAGCCACUGCAGACCCUGCAGGGAGGUGUGUGGGAGGAAGAGGAUGCAACGGGAGUGCUGCCAUCCCCAGUGUCUCCUCCACCAACUCCUGAGCUUGCCAAGGAGACCAACUGCACAGCACUGGUGCAAGGGGAGGAGAUACCGACAGCUUCCACAGGCAGCAGUGAUGCUCUCCAGACUGGAAACCUGACUGAUGUGGACACGGAUGAUCGCAACGUGCUAGAAAAUGCAAAUGUGGUCACAGCAGCAGAGGGGAAGAGCAUCCCACCAUUGCAGUCAGAGGCUGCUGUGGUGACAGAUACACAAUCUGAUCUUUCUCCUACUCUGGAAAGCUCAUGGAAAGGUGUUAUUCAGGAGGCGACAGCAGUUGCCCAGGAGGCUGAUGCUGCUCUCUCAGUUGUGACAGUGGUGCCUGGUGCUGCCCAGGAAACAGGAGCUCCAAGCCUUCUGCAGGAAACCAGUGGGGAGGACACCCAGAUGCCGACUGCUCCUAGUGCCACCCAGAUGCUGGUGUCAACUGGUACUUCCUCUGUGACCAACACUCCAGAUGUAGAAGAUCUCACAGAUGCAGUCCUGGUCACCAGUGAGGAGGCUCUUCCAGCUCCUGGUGAGCUGUCUGCUACCCAAUCUGGACAGACAGAGGAGCCAUCCAGCAGAACUGUGGUCCUGGUAACUCCAGCAUCAAUGGCAUCUUCCAUCAGGAGGACGGCACUUCCAUCUGUGAGGAGGAUCAGCACUGCUGUGACCUAUGGGCUGGACCACCUGGAGUCAGAAGAGGGUGAGGAAGAGGAAGAAGAGGAGGAGGAAGAAGAAGAGGAAGAGGAGGAUGAGGAGGACAAAGACAUAGAUUCGAUGGAUGAAAGCAUGGAGGGUGACACGGAGCUGCCAGGUUUCACACUUCCAGGCGAGACAUCCCAGGAGCCCAUGGCUGGCCUGGAGAACCCUGUGGCCCAGCUGGCUGGGGUGUCCUACCAGGUUCCCGACACCAUCGAGUGGGAGCAGCAAAACCAGGGACUCCUCCAAACCUGGCAUGAAGAGCUGCCCACAUUGUUCUGCUGA
Mesitornis unicolor (brown roatelo) is the source of this 2028-nucleotide messenger RNA. It is a transcript of the gene ARMH4, whose product is annotated as chromosome unknown open reading frame, human C14orf37. The transcript is spliced from 5 exons. The coding region runs from base 1 to 2028 and encodes 675 amino acids. The record is from RefSeq and is a predicted model, not a curated record. Lineage: Eukaryota; Metazoa; Chordata; Aves; Mesitornithiformes; Mesitornithidae.